GCGUGGUUUACCGUUAGGAAGAAAGCAAAUGGAAGUCAGCUUAAACUGUCAAUGUUUACAUCUGAAAUUAUUAUAUUUUUCAAUUCUAUUAACGUAAUUAACUCUUCUUAAUUAAGUCCAUCGUUUUUAUUACCCCAGUGUUCGUCCAAGUGAAAAAUAACAACAUUAAUCCAUUCAGUUUUUUAUUAAUAAAAGCACUUGUUUAUUUCCCAUAGGUUCAUAACCUCAAAAUAUGUACAUUAGAAUAAGAACAGUGGAUGGAAAAAAGGAACAGAUUUUAACAGUCUCGAAACUAACAUUUAUAGAAGAUUUAAAGAAUGAAAUCAAGAAAGUUCUCGACAUCGAACCCGAUUUACAAAGACUGUUCCAUCGAGGAAAACAAUUGGAGAAUGGCUACAAACUUUUCGAUUACAAUGUUAAUCUUAAUGACGUAAUAUUACUGAAUGUGAAAAUAAAUAUUGACGAUGUGACAGCGAAGAAGACGGCUCUUUCCGAAGCAGAUGAGAAAAAUGACAGCGUUGUUAUACCGGAGGAAACGAUCGUCGAUGCUGAGAGUCUGUAUUAUAGAGUUGGAGAUGCAAUCGACUGUGUUGAUCAAGCGUGUGGUGCUUGGUACGAAGCCACUAUUCAGAGGAUAAUUAAUUUGAGCGGAAAAAUACAGUAUCAAGUAAAAUGGCAAUUUGGCGAUCGAGAAGAGCCGUUUGUAGUCGAGGAGAAUUUCAUUAGACCCAGAGCGUACAAACUUGUAAAUUUCGAUGAUCUUCGUCGAGGACUGAAAGUAAUGAUUAAUUACAAUAUUGAAGAACCAAAUGAAACUGGAUUAUGGUACGAUCUCACUGUUCAGAAAGUAUUGCGAUCCGUCAAGUCCAUAACGGGAACACUUCAUAUUGGACAAGACUACGAGACUGUGAAAAAUUGCAAAGUCCGCCCACAAUUGGACGAAAUAUUUGCGAUAGAGAAACCAAAAUUAUUAAAGGACAGGGAUAAAAAUUCGACAGUGGAACUGAAAAGCACGAGAAGAAGACUACCGAUACAGUGUAAAAAUUGCAUGGAUGAUUUAAAAAUUAAUUGCACCGAGUGUGCUUGUAAAAUUUGUGGCGAACGACGAAAUCCAGAGAAUAUUCUUCUGUGCGACGAGUGUAACGGGGAAUAUCAUCUUCAAUGUUUAAAUCCACCACUCUCUAAAGUUCCCGACGAAGAUUACUGGUAUUGUCCGUCGUGUAAGAAUGACGAAAACGAAAUUGUCAUGGUUGGCAACAAAUUAAGGGAUUCGAAAAAAAGGAAAAAUAGACUUGCCACAAAGGAGGAUAGAAAAAAUAAAGAUAGAGAAAAAAGAGACUGGGGAAAAGGAAUGGCUUGUGCAGGGCGAACAAAACAUUGUACGAUCGUAGCGGAAAAUCAUAGAGGUGCAAUUCCAAAUGUAGAAGUUGGCAUGUGUUGGCGCUAUAGAAUACAGGCAUCCGAGGCAGGUGUUCAUAGACCACCAGUUUCCGGAAUCCAUGGACGAGAAAACGAUUGUGCCUAUUCGAUUGUACUGUCCGGUGGAUAUGAAGACGACGUCGAUAAUGGCGAGGAAUUUUAUUACACUGGAUCCGGAGGAAGAGAUUUGACAGGUAACAAAAGAACGGCAGUUCAAAGUUGCGAUCAAGUUCUAACUUUGUCGAACAAAGCAUUGGCAUUAAAUUGUUACGCAGAAUUUGAUUCCUCACGAGGUGCAACGUCUGACGAUUGGAUGAAUGGAAUACCUGUUCGAGUUCUACGUUCUUGUAAGCUUGCCAAGCAUAGUAAAUUUGCACCAAAAGAAGGCAUCAGAUACGAUGGUCUUUAUAAGGUAGUGAAAUAUUAUCCCGAACUGGGAAAAAGUGGUUUCAAAGUUUGGCGAUAUGUCCUGAGACGUGAUGAUCCAACACCCGCCCCAUGGACCGAGGAGGGAAAAAAGAGAAUUAAAAAUCUGGGUAUAGAAAUUAUUUAUCCAGAUGGUUAUUUCGAAUUUCAAGAGACAAAGAAGAAAUCCAAUCAGAAAAAACGUAAAGCAAUCACUAGCAAUGAGGAACAAUGUAAAAGAACGAAAUUGGAGAAUUAUCAAUUGGAUGACGAUAUUUGUAAAAUUAUCAGAAAGGACAAAUUGAAUGACAAAUUUUGGCAGGAGUUCUCUUCGCGGUCUUUUAAGGGCAAAGUUCAAUUUCUAAAAGAUGUCACUGACACGUUUACGUGUGUCUGUUGUCAAGAGCUUGUUUUGAAACCAAUAACUACACCGUGUACGCACAACACGUGUCUAAUGUGUUUAAAGCAAAGUUUCGAAGCCGAAAUUUAUUCCUGUCCUCAUUGUCGCUUUGCAUUAAGUGGCAAUUACAAAAUGGAAGUGAAUAAAAAUUUAUCGAUCAUUUUGGAAACUCUAUUUCCGGGUUACGAGAAAUGUAGAUAAAAUAUAAUUACAAAAAAACAUCACGUGCUCCAUAAAAUUACGUAUAUUUUGUGUAUAACUUAAAAAAGAAAUAUUUAUGUUAAAUUUUACUAAAUUAUCCACUUUUUCAGAAAAAGGGGGAAUAAAUUUGAAAAAAAUGUAUUUCUAAUAUAUCUUCGAAAUAAAAUUUUCCUAUUUUUUA
Molecule: messenger RNA, 2606 nt
Organism: Leptopilina heterotoma
Lineage: Eukaryota; Metazoa; Arthropoda; Insecta; Hymenoptera; Figitidae
Gene: UHRF1
Product: E3 ubiquitin-protein ligase UHRF1-like
Exons: 8
Coding region: 233-2425 (730 amino acids)
Biological process (GO): negative regulation of gene expression via chromosomal CpG island methylation; protein ubiquitination
Molecular function (GO): ubiquitin protein ligase activity; protein binding
Source: RefSeq, a predicted model, not a curated record